AUGAUGGAUGCUCCAGCACUGAUUCCGCUGCGCGCUGUAAUCGGCUUCCUCGGUUUCCUGGGGAUUGUCCUCCAGUACAUACUCAAAGUCACUUUAUCGGUGGCGAUUAAUGGUAUGGUCGUGCACUCUACAAAUACGGAAGUUGCAGAUGAAACGUGUCCUACGCCAGACAACGAAAACGCCAGCUCCUCCGGUACUGCUCAGGAAGGCGAAUUUGACUGGGACGACGAGAUUCAGGGGUACAUCCUGUCGUCGUACUACUACGGCUACGCAGCGACCAACAUACUCGGUGGGUACGCAGCGGCGCGGUUCAGCGCCCGCUGGGUGUACGGAACGGGACUCCUCACCGCAGGGGUGUUUACGGCUCUCGGACCUCUUUGCGCCUACGCUGGAGCCAUUUUGUUCAUGUUUUCACGCAUUAUCGUCGGGUUAGCAUCAGGCGUCAUAAUUCCAGCGAUGCACGUCCUUUUCCGAAAGUGGUUCCCCGAGAGUGAGCUGCAGAAAAUAACAGGAGCAUUGUUUUCAGCGACGUAUCUAGGCACUGUGCUCUCAAUGGCUUCGUCAGGAUCCAUGGUGAAGAAUCUGGGGUGGACUUCUGUCUUCUACAUAUACGGUGGCAUCACAAUAUUCUCAGUACUUCCCUGGUUUUAUUUUGUGUAUGACGAGCCGGAAUCGCACCCCAGAGUCUCAGAGAAAGAGAAGAUUUACAUCCUCGAAAAUACGAAGCGCAAUCGUGCAAAAAAGUCUGAGAAGAAUACUGAGUCACACCAUCAGGAAGACCUCAUCGAAAACCCUUGGCCAAUGAUACUGACGAACGCACCAAUGUGGGUACACGCUUUUAUAAUGUUUGGAACAGGCUGGGUGUCCUUCACGUUGCUUUCAGAGCUACCGACAUAUGUGGGGAAUAUUCUCCACUAUGACAUUGACGAUGCUGGUCUCAUAUCGGCGCUGCCUUAUCUCUUUGGGUGGAUCAGUUGCAGCGUAUACAGUUUUCUAACGCAAAAAUUAACCGAAAAAGGCUUGCGUGUUGUUACUACCAUGAGAAUUUGGGAUGCCGUAGCGUGUAUCGGCAGCGCGCUCUGCCUGCUGGGAGUGACGCUGGUCAGCUGUGACGUCACACUGAUCAUCGUGCUGUUCGUGCUCACCAUGGUGUGCCGCUGCGCCGUGUACGGCGGCUCCUACAUGAACCACCUCUACCUCUUCCCGCAGGCCUACGGUAGCGCGGCUGGGCUCGCUCUAACUGCCUCCAAUCUAACUGGUAUCCUCACACCACUUGUCACCAGCGCCUUUGUUUCUGGCAGACAAACGGUGCAGCAAUGGAAAUAUGUGUUCUACGUAUCAAUGGGUAUCGCCACAUUACCUUACGUUUUCUAUCUUAUUUUUGGUUCUGCUGAAGACCAAGAAACCCCAUGGAUAGAAAAGAGAAAAAUGAAGAGGAAACAGCAAUGUGUACCAUAAGUAAACUUGUGAAGUGUCAUCUGAGGAAUGUUUAAUUCUACUUCGCGUACAAAAUACUCUGAAUAUUCUAUAAUAUCCAGAAUAAGAUGAACGCCAUUGUAGCACUGAAUAGAUCACACAAGGAAAGCGCGAUGAACUACAUUUCACGUUAACUGCAGCGUUAGCUCAUAGAGAAUAACGGGCUAAAAUGAUUUUGGCUUGUAUCUCCCAACCAGCGAACAGCAUUAUUCUAAUUCAUUAUUUAACGUGAAACGCGUUGAGGUGAGGAAGAGAACUAGCUGAAAUGGAUCAGAGUGACGUUGAGAAAAAAAUGUCAACAAAUUGUAAAUUCGUGAUGUUACCAAAUAGCUGUGUAAUUUAUGUCUUUUAUUACUUAUUGGAUAAGCCACUCACUGAUCUGUAAACCGCAGAGGUAGCUUAAGACCAAAGUGUAUAAUUUUCUUGAAACGGCAUACAGCCAACGUAAGUCUCAUACAUUUCACUACCGUAGGUUUUUCGUCCAUACGCUAUCCCUACAGGUUCGACUGACUGAACUUUUAUAAAAGGUGGCCAAAUUAAAAUUGAUAGCAUUUUGGACAUAUCGUGACGGUUUAACCGAAAACGAAAAAACAUCUUUAGGAAGCUAUUCGAAACUCUUUCGAACGUCUAAAAAGAAAGCUCAGACAAAAGAUCGGUUGCAAGAAUGUUCAAUAAAUUCACAACGCUGGUCAGCUGUGCAAGUAGGUAUUAAAAUAUUGUCGUGUCGCAAUGCUGUCAUAAAGGAUCCGUCUUUUCAUCUCAACAAAUUUUCUGUUGUGCAUAUGCAAAAUUUUUCAGACGUUUUUCAGACAUGUUCAGUUCUGCCGGUGGCUUCUGAAUAGUAUCGGCAUAUUUGUAUCCUCAGUUAUUAAUUUCAUUAGAUGAGGCCUGGUUCGGCAAAUCUGGAUAUGUGAACUCAAGUUCUCACCGUUACGUUGAGCAGCUGUUGUAUGAUAUUAAGUUUGCGGUUUGGUUCGUAUUUCCGGAUCAGUUUUAUUUUGGCCACUUCUAUACUUUCCCUGUGUUAUGUAAUUGAGGAGGCAUGUAAACGUACACUGAAAGAUGUAAUUAGGCCAUGUGAUCUGUAAUUUUUGUAUAUAAAAUAAAUCAAGGUACUGUCUGUUUACAUGGAAUAUAUAAAGAA
Molecule: messenger RNA, 2620 nt
Organism: Schistocerca gregaria
Lineage: Eukaryota; Metazoa; Arthropoda; Insecta; Orthoptera; Acrididae
Product: sialin-like
Exons: 9
Coding region: 1-1458 (485 amino acids)
Biological process (GO): monoatomic anion transport; transmembrane transport
Molecular function (GO): transmembrane transporter activity
Source: RefSeq, a predicted model, not a curated record